Seminavis robusta is the source of this 888-nucleotide messenger RNA. NCBI's taxonomy places the organism in Eukaryota, Bacillariophyta, Bacillariophyceae, Naviculales, Naviculaceae. The record is from the annotation of a GenBank genome assembly.
AUGUACUUCCUUUAUCUGUUCAUCUGUGGGACCACUUACACGGCAAUUCGCAGCAUGUUUCAGUGGUCGCCUAACACUGUCACCGACUGGUUCCGAUUUGCGCAGCAGUUAAUCGGUGAGAUGGUCUUGGAGACGAUGGAGAACUAUCAAAUUGGUGGGCCUGGUGUGGAGGUUGAGAUAGACGAGUCCAAAUUCGGUAAGAGGAAGUAUCAUUAUGGGCACAGAGUAGAAGGCGUCUGGGUUUUUGGUGGAGUUGAAAGAACCCCGGAACGCAAGUGCUUCCUCGUGGCUGUACCCGAUAGAGAGAAACCUACUUUAGAGGCCCUUGUUAAAGACUUCAUUCUACCGGGGUCUAUCAUUGUCAGUGACAAGUUCCCCUCCUAUGAGGACCUUGAAGGAAAGGAGGACUUCUGGUACCAGCAUGAAGUCGUGUCUGUUUGCGAUUUGGCCCUCGUGCAAACCAUCAUAAAGCAGCAGCGGCAACAAGCACACCGUCAUCGGGCAACAGCAUCACACCAGUCCGAGCUCGAAAUAGCUCCACCCCCAAGUGUCAGACCCAGGGCCAUAGAUGAGGAAGAGAAAGAAAUAGAGGACAAGGAAUAUGUGCAUGUGGAUGCGGCAAAAAAGAGCGGAAUCGAGUCUGAGGCAGAGAGCGAAGACUACAGUUUCACGGAGGAGCUUGAAUUGCCCACAGAACUCCGAGGUUUGAAGGAGGAGGAUACAGAGUUUGAAUUUGAGGAGGAUCUUGAAGAAGAACUGCGAAGUCGUGGCUUUACGGAUCUGCCGGUUGUCCUUGACCCCAAAAGCGGAAAGGCCAGACUCAGAAUGCCAACUGGAGCCCACAACCAAUUGACCUCAAAGACGACUGGAAGGGGCUCACAUCUGUGA